Messenger RNA from Phytomonas sp. Hart1, 1353 nucleotides. The record is from the annotation of a GenBank genome assembly. NCBI's taxonomy places the organism in Eukaryota, Euglenozoa, Kinetoplastea, Trypanosomatida, Trypanosomatidae.
AUGCUUACCAAUGGCCUCCUCAAAGUUCCGCGUCCCAGACCUAUUGACAUUCGCCAGGCUCACGAACAAGUCUUCAGUGUCAAACCAUUUGUUCCUUAUCAUUUCUCUAAACCCUAUACUUGUGGUCGUGUACGGGCGUUGUUAAUUGGCAUUAAUUACUUUGGUAGUGAAGGCGAACUAGGCGGGUGCAUUAACGACGUGGUUACGAUGUUGAAAACACUGGAGCGUAUUCAAUUCCCUAUUACUGAGUGUUGUAUUCUCGUGGAUGACCCUGGGUUUCAGGGGUCGAUGGGCUAUCCUACAAGGGAAAAUAUAACAAAGUAUAUGGCAUGGUUAACUCAUGAUGCACGUCCUGGUGAUGUGCUUUUUUUCCACUACUCCGGCCACGGUGGUCAAUGUGAGGCCGAGGAUGACUCCUUUGAGAAUUAUGAUCAAUGCCUGAUUCCUGUUGAUUUCGAUACCGCGGGUAGUAUUCUGGAUAAUGAUCUUUUUUAUCUCUUAGUGAGUCCUCUCCCUUCCGGAUGCCGCAUGACAUGUAUUUUUGAUUGCUGUCACUCAGCCUCAAUGCUUGAUUUGCCUUUCAGCUUUGUCGCGACAAGGGACAUGUCCUCAGGGCGCCAAGGAUAUACAAUGAAGUGUGUGCGAAACAACAACUUUAGCCAUGGGGAUGUCGUAAUGUUCAGUGGCUGUACAGACUCUGGUACUAGCAGUGAUGUUCAUAACCCAGGGAGUGAUGCGGGUGGCGCAGCAACCCAAGCAUUUACUUGGGCUCUGAUUAACACCACAAACCUCAAUUUCAUGAACAUUCUUUGUAAAACGAGAGAUCUUCUGAAAAGUAAGGGUUUCAAACAAAUACCUCAACUUACAAGUUCGAAACCCAUCGACUUGUACAAGCCCUUUUCUCUUUUUGGCUCUAUUGAAGUCAAUCAGCGUCAAAUGUCACUGAUACCGCAGCAUUUACCACCCCCACAUCUAUACCCACCUCCACAGCAACAGUAUAUACCUUCACAGCAAUACCCACCUCCACAAGCAGAAUGUGUACCCCCACAGCAUUGCCUAGCUCAACGGCAACAUUAUAUACCUCCACAGCAAUACCCAUCUCCACAACCACAAUAUGUACCCCCGCAGCAAUAUCUACCUUCACAACCACAAUAUGUACCCCCGCAGCAAUAUCUACCUUCACAACCACAAUGUGUACCCCCACAGCAAUAUCUACCUCCACAGCAGUUCCAAUCAAUCCAAGGAAGUUCAUCGCAUCCCCAAGGGCAAAGCGCUGCUAACCAAGCCCCAGACUCCAAAAAGCCUAAGCCAAAGAGAUCACAAUACCCUUUUGAGUUCUAUAGUAAAAAAUAA